AUGAAAGCUCUGGUCGACAUGUUUUUGUUCCUGUUCAAAUCCAAAUACCGACGGAAACGGACGGCGACAGCUGCUGCAGCAGCGGAUCUCGCUCUGCUGGCGUUAGUCCUGGCGUCCGUGGCGUAUUGCGAACCGGAAUCGUGCAAAGACGUCGAGUGCGUGAACGGUGUCUGCUUGAAUGGGACGUGCCUGUGUCAUGACGGAUGGCAAGGGAAACUGUGCCAGUACUGCGGAGGCAAAGUCAAAUUGAAUGGAACUUCUGGUUAUAUAUCUGAUGGUAUUGGUAAUUACUCAACUGAUGUGAAGUGUAGCUGGUUAAUAGAAGCAGGAAAUUCUACAAACUCCACAAUAAGACUGCAUUUUGAAGAAUUCAUUACUGAGUGUGGUUGGGACCAUUUAUAUAUAUAUGAUGGGGACAGUGUUCAUUCUCCACUUCUUGGUGUUUACAGUGGCCUUAUGUACUCAAAAGACUACUCAUUGCACAGUGUACCAGAAAUAGUUGCUCAUUCCGGAUUUGUUUUAUUACAUUUUUAUAGUGAUAUUGCUUAUAAUUUGUCUGGAUUUAAUAUUAGUUACAGUUUAAACACAUGUCCAAGUACAACUUCUUCUAAAGAAUGUUCAGGGCAUGGUAUUUGUAUAGACUCUGUAUGUACUUGUGAUGCCCAAUUUACUGGUGAAGCUUGCCAUAUUCCAAUUUGUCCAAAUAAGUGCACAGCCAGUAAUGGAGUAUGUGAUCAAGAACAGCAUCGCUGUAUCUGCAAUCCAAAAUAUAAAGGUGAUGACUGUAGUCAAGUAGCUGAACAUGGUUACUGGGAAGUAAUUAAGACUAAUGAUUUUAUUCCCCAAGGAUCUGCUUCUCACACUGCUGUUGUGUGGCAAGAUUCUAUGUAUAUUGUUGGGGGUGAGUCUUUUAAAAAAGGACACAUGCUGUAUGUUUAUGAUUUCAAUGGUCAUGUGUGGGAAACUCCUCAUGUAAUAAGCAAAACAGCACCGACUAUACGAUAUGGACAUUCUUCUGUGCUAUUUGGUGAUAAAAUUUAUGUUUAUGGCGGUGUUAAAGAAGAUGGAGUAGUCUGUAAUGAAUUGUGGGCGUAUGAUAUAAGUGCAAAAUCCUGGGAAAAUGUCACAGUUAAUACUGGAUCAUGUGAAAGCACUCUUAUGCAUAUCGGUUUCACAAAUCAAGAUUUAUGUGGACCAUUACGUAGUGCUGGGCAUACAGCAACAUUGGUACCACCUUCAAUUAUAUCACCGUCAACUUCAUCUGGAUCUGGUGGUAAAUUAGUGACAGAAAGAAUGAUUGUUUUAUUUGGUCAUUCCCCUACUUAUGGAUUUUUGAAUUUUGUUCAAGAAUAUUAUUUUGGCACUAGAGAAUGGGCAGUUGUUAAAACUAAAGGUUAUCCAGUGAAGGGUGGUUAUGGUCAUAGUGCAGUUUGGGAUUUUGUAACUGAACGCAUUCUUGUAUAUGGUGGUUAUGUGUCCAUGAGCCCUCUGCAGUCAGCUUUGUCCUCAAAUCUUUAUGCUUAUGAUCCUUAUACUCAUACAUGGUAUCUUAUGAGUAAUGGUCCUAGUGGAAGAUUUCUGCAUAGUGGUUCAAUGCUAGAACCUCUUGGAGGUUUAAUGUUGAUUUAUGGUGGAAAUAUACAUAAUGAAACUGGAAUAAAUUUGGUACCAUCUAGUGGUCAGUGUUAUACUGCACAGCCAUUGUUGUAUGACACUUAUUGUGAUUCUUGGACACAAAUGACAUUGCCUUCCAACUUGUUCACUAGUCUGAUGCGAUUUGGACAUUCUGCAAUAACAUUUGAAAAAUCCAUGUAUAUCUAUGGUGGUUUCAAUGGUCAAAUGCUUAAUGAUAUUCUCAAAUUUACUCCUGGAAAUUGUUCAUCAAAUAACAUGAUUACUAAUUGUUUAAACAGUCGUCAUUUUGGAGUCAAAUGUAUGUGGGAUAAUGAAAAAGGUAUCUGUUUACCAUUUUCUGAAAUCCCACCAACAACACCUUCUUUAGAUUUUGAAAUGACAUAUAGUCGUUGUCCAGAAGAAAGUAAGUCUCAAGUCAGAGAAAUAUAUAUUCAGUGUAAUCAUCAAACUACUUGUGAAUCAUGUGUCCAUACUCAUCGUUGCGGCUGGUGCCCUUUGUCAAACUCCUGUGUUCAUGAUAUUGAACAGUGCACUGCAAAUAAAGAAGAUAUUCCAUACAGCAUAGAGCGUCCUAUAACAUCUGGUUAUCAAUGCAUAAAAGACAAUACUGAUAUACGUUGCAAUCAUCUUCAUUCUUGUCAGUCUUGUGUUACACAUACAGGAUGUUUUUGGGAUUCUAAACUUGAUGUUCACAUGUGUAGACCAAACAACUAUUCCAUACCUUAUGAAUUGAAAUCACCAGUUGUAUGCGAGAGUAUUUGUGACCAUUAUACUGAGUGUACAAAUUGCACAAAAGAUGAAUGCAUUUGGUGUCAAAAUAAUGAACGAUGCAUUGAUAAGAAUGCGUAUACAUCUUCAUUUCCUUAUGGUCAGUGCAGAGAAUGGACAACAGAUGCACACCGCUGUCGAGCUUCUCCUGGAAAUUCACAAUGUAACUACUACAAGACUUGCGUGGAUUGCCGAGACGAUCCAGAAUGUGGUUGGUGUGAUGAUGGGUCUGGCACCGGUUUAGGAUCAUGUAUGGCGGGGGGAAACACCCCGCCACAGUCGUGUUCUCAAAAUAAAUGGUAUUUCACACACUGCCCGACUUGCCAGUGCAACGGCCACAGCACUUGCAUGAACAAUACUGAUGUGUGCAUACACCCAUGUUCAAAUAACACAGAAGGCCAAAACUGCGAGACGUGCAUCAAGGGUUUCUACGGGAACCCAGUCAACGGCGGUGAAUGUAAAGAAUGCCGGUGCAACAACCAGGGUAAUCAUUGCAAUCAAGAGAAUGGUAAAUGCUAUUGUACGACAAAGGGGAUAAUCGGAGACAAUUGUGAAAAAUGUGACACGAACAAUCAUUAUCUAGGAGAUCCGUCAAAUCACGGUUCCUGUUUUUACGAUCUGACUAUCGACUAUCAGUUCACGUUCAAUCUGUCAAAAAAAGACGAUCUGAGGUUCACUCAAAUCAAUUUUCAGAAUUCCCCGUCAAAAUCUGAUGUGGACGCCGAUUUUAGCAUCACCUGUUCGGUGAUGGCCAAAAUGAACAUCACCGUCCGUUCAGCUUAUGGUCCGGAAAAGAUGCUUAUGCCAUUACAAAACUGCACCAAUUUCCGAACAAGAUUUUUAAAAUCUGAAUACAUGUUUGGUACUGACAGUAACAUGUCGUUAACUACAUUUUACGUUUAUGUUUAUGAUUUUAAGCCUCCUCUCUGGAUACAAAUAUCUUUCUCACAAUAUCCCAAACUGAAUCUUCAACAGUUUUUCAUCACAUUUUCGUCAUGUUUUUUAUUAUUACUAUUGGUGGCUGCCAUACUAUGGAAACUCAAACAGAAAUAUGAUAUGUAUCGAAGAAGACAGAGAAUGUUUGUGGAAAUGGAACAAAUGGCUAGUAGACCAUUUUCUGUGGUUGAAAUGGAAAUAGAAAAACGAAAUACUGUGCAUGGUAAUCAAAUACCAACGAUUUCUGUUUCAAAUAAUUUGAGGAAACGCAAAAUUGAUGUACCAAAUCCUGUGGCUUUAGAACCAUGCGCUGGGAAUAAAGCGGCUGUACUUACGUUGUUGGUUAGACAGCCAACUGGCAAUGAUAGAUACACACCUCAUGGAUACUCAGGCCUAGCAAUAGCCUCUGCUCUAGUGGUGGUAGGCAACGUUCAGCAAUCCAAGACUAAUGGAAUUGACAAUGGUAGUUCUCCAUUACCGGGUAAAGAAGAUGUCCGUUGGACAGGCAGAGGCUUGAAAGCCAGUCAACAUCCGAGCGAAGCACGCAUUUAAAACACCUACAUAAUAGUAUAAUGAUAUUAAUGGCUUUCCUCUCCACUGGCGGCGGUGGCAAUUUUUCUUUUCUCGGUAUUACACGUAAUAUAAUAAUUAUAUUGUAUAAAAAAAAACCUAUGUAACUUUAUAAUAUUAUAUAUAGUCUAACCUGAUAAGACUGAUGAGAUCGUAUACACUUGAUGGUAUGCGGUGCAUUUAUGUAUUAUUACUACUACCCACUAAAAUACUACUAUACUACUAACCACUAUUAAAAUGCUUGGCAGUAGCUUAAAUUUAUUUCAUAUUUUAAUAUCUUUAUCGAAUCUCUCCUUAUGCUCAUUUUUCCUUUAUUUGACCAUUUGCCCUUCUCCUCAUAUCCUUGUUUAUUUAUCGAUACAUACACAUUCUCACUUAGCUUACUCAUAUAAUUUUCUCCUCGCUUGCCCAUACACAUUCCUAUAUACAUAUUACAUAUAAUUAUUAUUACUAUCGUAAUUAUUGUUACUUGCACCGAAAUAGUAUUAUUAUAUAUUAGAUAAGGCUUUUUCGUCGUAUUGUGUUGUCAUGUGUACCUUUAAAAAUACCAGUUUAUUUCAUAAUGUUUAAUUAUCUUGUGUAAUAUUGUGUAUGUAUGAUCUUAAUUACUAUGUAAAUUGGAAUCAUCUAAAUGCUAAAUUAUGAUUAUGAUUUCUAAUUUUCGCUUAUUGAUCAUUUACAAGACUUGUACUUAAGAUUUUGGUAAGACAUGUCAAAGUAAUCUGGUGUUGUCUGUGUUUCAUUAUGCUUUGCACACAUAAAUGUACAAUCGACCAACACAUGCGCGUGCACACACACACACAGUAUGUAUCUUUUGUCAGCAUUUUCAUUUAUUCUAUCGUAGGGGGAACUAUACUUCUAUAAUAUAUAAUAUAUGCAUACAACAAAAUUGGUAGUAUAUCUUUUAUAGCUAACUAGAUAAUUUUUUUUUGUCUCCCGUCGCCAUUGAGACAAAUCGAUUCGAAAAAUAUUGUGUCGGGGACACACAAUCGCAAUUCAUAUUCAUUUCCAAACAUGAUAUUAUUUGAAUAUAUAUGAUACAGUACACAUAUAAGUGGUUUUUCCAUGGCUUGUUGAUCCUUUCAUAUUAAUUGAAUCUUUUUUCUGCCCUAUUAUUUUAAUUUUCUUGUGGUAACAUGUUACGAUUACCACAUAUGAGUAAAUGAAGAGACCUAAUUAAAAAUUAUUUGUCCAUCAUAUUGAUUAUUGUGUAUAAUAUAAUAUAUUAUGUAUACUAUGACCUCGGUGAUGAUGAUACUAUGCGUAAUUGUUUAAAACGUUUUUUAUCAUUUUAGGUAGAUUAUACUAAUUUUUAUAUGGCAUAAAAAAUGUUAACA
Molecule: messenger RNA, 5246 nt
Organism: Sipha flava (yellow sugarcane aphid)
Lineage: Eukaryota; Metazoa; Arthropoda; Insecta; Hemiptera; Aphididae
Gene: dsd
Product: attractin-like protein 1
Exons: 22
Coding region: 1-3891 (1296 amino acids)
Cellular component (GO): Golgi apparatus
Molecular function (GO): protein binding
Source: RefSeq, a predicted model, not a curated record